AACGACGUGCUAGCCGGUGUGACUUCAGCAGCUCUUUCACGAUACUACUUUAGGAAGUCUGGUGACAGUAACCCUAAGAGAAUCUGUUUGCGAUCAUUCGUCCUAGUUGACACAAGGCCAGUCUCCACCCGACAAACAUAUGUUACCAGGGUAAAGACAGGCAAUCAACUCAGUAGCCUCAUCUGUCCGUUUAAUAUAGCCUUGCAAGAUGAUCCCCUUGGGUAUGUUCGCGAGGCAAGAAGGUUUAUGCAUAGGAAAAAGAGCUCUUUAGAAGUACUGUUCACACAAGUGGUCGGAGAGUUUUUGGUGAAAAACUUUGGUGCCAAGGCAGGAGCUUUUAUCUUCCGCCGCUUUCUCAAACAUACAACCAUCAUACUUUCAAAUGCUCUUGGACCCGUUGAACAUAUGACGUUAUGUGGGCACCCAGUUGCCUUCAUGGCACCUAGCAUCUAUGGCCAACCACAAGCUUUAACCGUGCACUACUAUAAUUAUGGUAGUGAUAUCAAGGUAGUUAUGGCAGUUGAUGAAGCACAUUUUCCAGAUUGUCAUCGACUUUUGGAUGAUUUUUCCGAGUCCAUUAGGAUCAUUAAGAAUGCGGCAGCCCUCAAGAUGUUGAAAACAUCAAUCCAUAAUAGCAAGACCGAGUGACAAAAGAUUGGAUUGGUGCACAUAUACCCAAUUAAUUAAUAAAUAAAAAUUGCAUAUGAAACUAUGUAUAAUACUAGUAUGUUGUGUGUAUUUGUAUUGUAAACAUUUCUUGUGUGUUCUUUAAUACAUUGUGAUUAUGGCAA
Messenger RNA from Triticum aestivum (bread wheat), 791 nucleotides. Its product is annotated as wax ester synthase/diacylglycerol acyltransferase 6-like. Gene Ontology annotation, cellular component: plasma membrane. The transcript has 5 exons. The record is from RefSeq and is a predicted model, not a curated record. NCBI's taxonomy places the organism in Eukaryota, Viridiplantae, Streptophyta, Magnoliopsida, Poales, Poaceae. Gene Ontology annotation, biological process: triglyceride biosynthetic process. The coding region runs from base 247 to 648 and encodes 133 amino acids.